Molecule: messenger RNA, 1500 nt
Organism: Aspergillus mulundensis
Lineage: Eukaryota; Fungi; Ascomycota; Eurotiomycetes; Eurotiales; Aspergillaceae
Product: MFS transporter
Exons: 5
Coding region: 1-1500 (499 amino acids)
Biological process (GO): nitrate transmembrane transport; nitrite transport
Cellular component (GO): membrane
Molecular function (GO): nitrite transmembrane transporter activity; nitrate transmembrane transporter activity
Source: RefSeq, a predicted model, not a curated record
AUGAAGGCCACACAAGUGCUCCGCCUCGCGGUUGCUGCCCCAGAGUUGAAUCCCCAGACCCACAAGGCACGGUCGAUCCCGAUCCUCAACCCUUUUGACCUUCAUGGAAGGGUCUUCUUUUUCUCCUGGCUUGGUUUCCUAGUUGCAUUCCUUUCCUGGUAUGCAUUUCCGCCUCUGUUGAGCGUCACUAUCAAGAAGGACCUGCAUAUGACACAGGACGAUGUUGCCAACUCUAACAUCGUUGCCCUUUUGGGAACUUUUAUGAUGCGGUUCAUUGCAGGCCCGCUCUGUGAUCGAUUCGGCCCUCGGCUGGUUUUUGUAGGACUUCUGAUCUGCGGUGCCAUCCCGACGGCCAUGGCGGGUCUUGUUACCUCUCCUCAAGGGCUGAUUGCCUUGCGAUUCUUCGUUGGCAUCCUCGGUGCAACCUUCGUCCCUUGCCAGGUGUGGUGCACAGGCUUCUUCGAUAAGAAUGUUGUCGGCACUGCCAACGCUCUGGCGGGAGGGUUUGGAAACGGGGGCGGCGGUAUUACCUACUUCGUCAUGCCAGCAAUCUACGACUCGUUCGUGCACGACCGCGGCCUAACCCCCCACAAAGCCUGGCGAGUCUCCUACAUCGUGCCCUUCAUCAUCAUCGUGUCCAUCGCCCUAGCAAUGCUCUUCACCUGCCCCGACACUCCCACCGGCAAGUGGGCCGAUCGCCACAGGGUCGGCGAACAGCGCGUCGUCGACCUAAGCUCCGCCCCCAUCGAGUCCAGCGCAAACAGCAUCAACCUCUCCACGGAUGAGAAGAAGAGCGCCCGCCCGGAGAUCACCGACCCCGAAGCACAAGCCCCCGUCACUGCUGGACAGAUCGAGAGCACAGACGCCAUCGUCGAAGCCCCAACCCUGAAACGCUACCUCUCCAUCGCACUCGACCCAUCCGCACUCGCAGUGGCAUUCCCCUACGCGUGCUCGUUCGGCGCCGAACUCGCCAUCAAUUCCAUCCUAGGCGCGUACUACCUCCUCAACUUCCCCGAGCUCGGACAGACCCGAUCCGGCCGAUGGGCGUCCAUGUUCGGCCUCGUCAAUGUCAUCUUCCGGCCCAUGGGCGGGUUCUUCGCAGACCUAAUCUACGCGCGGACCAACUCCGUCUGGGCGAAGAAGAUAUGGCUCGUGGGCUUAGGGCUGCUGAUGUCCGGUGCGGCAAUCCUAAUUGGAUUCCUAGACCCGCACCGCGAAGGCGUCAUGUUUGGCCUGGUCAUGCUGCUCGCGUUCAGUAUUGCCGCGAGCAAUGGGGCGAACUUUGCGAUUGUCCCGCAUGUGCAUCCGUCUGCUAAUGGAAUCGUCUCCGGGAUCGUUGGCGGGAUGGGCAACUUUGGCGGCAUCAUCUUCGCGAUCGUCUUUCGGUACAACGGGACGCAGUACCACCGCGCCCUGUGGAUUAUUGGAUUCAUUACCCUUGGUAGCACAGUGCUCUUUAGCUGGGUGCGACCGGUUCCUAGGCAGAACUUGAAGCACUAA